AAAGAAGAGCUAUAAAAGGAGGAGGAGCCCACAAUUUGGAUUCUAAAAGAUCAUUCCCCAUAUGAAAGAAAACAAAAACAAACCCAAACCUAAAAAGAUGAAUUGGGUUGUAAAGUUAGCUUGGCCUUGAGCUCUUUUUGGAACUAAAAUCCAUAAUUUCAGAGAGAGAAAUAUCUCAAAUAUGGGUUUUAGAUUUACAUGGAAAGGAACCCACAAACAAAUUGUAUUUGUAAGUAAUGGAUCACACACACAGAAAAGAGUGAUUUCAUUUUCACAAGAGUCGGUCUAGGAAUGAAAUGAGGAGUAGAGCGACGAUUUUGGCGACUUAAUCGUUUCCAAAAAUCCUCACUUUGUAUUGUAAUCUAAUCUUAAUGUUUGAUCUUUUAUUUUUCUUGUUCUUGAUCUUCGACUGAUUUGAUUUUUUUUCCCCUUCAUUUCUCUCAGACAUGCAACUGGAUUUGAGAAGAAUCUAAUUCGCUCUCUGUUUGUUUAAUCUUUUUUUCCUCUUUUUUUUUUUUUUUUGUUCAUUUCGCUUUGGUAGCUCCGCUCGCUCUAUAUUUUGUCCAUAGAUUUCUCAGUUUUAUUGGGUUUUUAUUGCUCGUUUCUCGUUUUUCCCCAUUUGGGUUUUGUUUGUUGAGAGUUCCCUAUGCUUUGUUAAGUGGAAAUAGUGAGUUUGCUUUAGAUGUAUUGUUGCUGGGCUUUUAGUUAUAGUAGUGGAAUAACCUUGUUUAGAAACUAGGGUGUGUUGGAAUACUGGUUUCUGUUUUGAAGUCUAGAUGGAAGAUGAUAGGAAUGGGAGACGAGGAGCAAAAACAGAGGUGUUAUAAUAAUAGAUUUGGAAGUUUUGGGACAAUUGGUGGUAUUAGUGGUAGAUCUUCUUCUAAGAAACUAAAACCCAAGCCUAAGAAAGUUCCACAAAGAGGACUUGGUGUUGCACAGCUUGAGAAGAUUAGAUUAGAGGAACAACAGAAGAAUGAUGCAGCUCCUGCAAUUUUCUCAUCCUCUUCUCCAUUGUCACCAACCAAAUCCUCCUCUUAUUUGUCUUUACCGGUUCCUAGUUUUCGUCAAUCGAACCGGUCGCCGUCAUUCCUUUCACCACCUCCGGUGAAUCUCUCCUCUUCCACCUCAAUGUUUGGGCCACCUUUGCCUGUUUUAAACAUGGAUGUUAAAGAUUCUUUCACUGUUCCAUUGGUGGAUCAAGCAAAUAGUGGUGGAUCUGAAACUGGGUUGUCUGCAGUUACAAUUUUGGAGCAAGGAAAUGCUAUCAAAUGGCAGAGUUCUUGUGAAUACUAUCUUGAGAAGGAAAAUUACGGGGUUGAUCCCGGUUUGGCAUUUCGUUCGAAUUUUGAUUUCCCUUAUGAAACUAACCCUGGCGGGCCUUCCAACGAACUCCAAAGAGCACAGCAAAAUCAAGCACCUUCUCCGCUGGUGAAUCUGUCAUCAACAACUUCACUGUCUUCUGGUCUAAAUGUCCAGAUAGAGCCCCCUUCAAACCAAAGCUAUUGUUAUGGAAACUACUCAACCAUCUGGGCAGACAAGGAAGAGAAGAUGUUUGGCAUGAAUAGAUUGCCCCGCUUUUCUCCAGACAAUCCAACUGAACCGAUGUUCGAUUACAACCAUUCUUCCUUCAAUGUUCCAAAUAGAUCCGAUGAUUCAACAUUGCACGGCAAUGGAAGCGCACUGAGUUUUCGAUAUAAAGUCAUAGUUGCCAAGAAUAUUUUUUCAAUAUGCAGAGAGGAUCAUGUGCGGAGCUUAUCUGCACCAAGUUCCUUGGAAAACAUCAAAGAUGACGAUUUUAAUGGAAACUUCCUUACCCUUGCUUCGCUUGCUACUUGUUGGACAUCAUGUCCAAGCUCUAGUAUUGUCAAAUGUCCUCCAACUUAUCCUCUUCUGCAGAAUCUUAUGGAUUCCGAUUCGGAACUGCAUCCUUUUCAGGGAGGAUUGAAACCUGUCGGAUUGGCCAAAAAGCAGCCUUUCUACAGCUUCCUCCCACCAGCAGAGGUGAAAACUGGGAAAGAAACUGCCAUUUCUAUGAACAAGUGCAAUGGGGAAGUAGGAGAAAGACUUGAUUUAGAUUUGAAGUUGUAGAAGCUACAGCCUAAUGUUAUCUUGUACCCACAGUGCUUUGUGUUCAUAUCUUAGAAAUCCCCAUUGCUACAGAACCUGUAUGUUACCAACCCUUUUACAAGCUCUGUUUUUGCUUAAAUUAAGUAGGUUUAAAUUAUGCAGUUUCGUGUAAGAAACCCAAAAUUUUAGCCUGAAGUUGGUUUCUUUGUUGCUUU
Benincasa hispida (wax gourd) is the source of this 2282-nucleotide messenger RNA. The record is from RefSeq and is a predicted model, not a curated record. NCBI's taxonomy places the organism in Eukaryota, Viridiplantae, Streptophyta, Magnoliopsida, Cucurbitales, Cucurbitaceae.